AUGAUAUAUACUAUUUUAAAGGAUCAAUCGAAACCCUACGACUCGAAAAAAAAUGUUUGGGUUCCCGAUGCAGAAGAAGGAUAUAUUGCAGCUGAGGUUAAAGCCACUAAGGGCGAUAUGGUUAGCUUGGUAACUUGCCGAGGAAAUGAGAUAACGUUGAAAGCUGAACUUGUACAAGAAAUGAAUCCACCUAAAUUCGAAAAAACUGAAGAUAUGUCGAAUCUGACUUUUUUAAACGAUGCAUCAGUGCUACAUAAUUUACGAGCCCGAUAUAGCCAAAUGCUCAUUUAUACAUAUUCUGGAUUAUUCUGUGUUGUUAUUAACCCAUAUAAACGUCUACCAAUUUAUACGGAUUCUGUCGCACGUAUGUUCAUGGGAAAAAGGCGAACAGAAAUGCCUCCACACUUAUUUGCUGUUUCCGAUGAAGCUUAUCGUAAUAUGUUAAUUGAUCAUGAAAAUCAAUCCAUGUUAAUCACUGGUGAAUCUGGAGCUGGUAAAACAGAAAACACAAAAAAGGUUAUUGCUUAUUUCGCAGCUGUGGGUGCUUCACAACAAGAAGCAGCAGCAGCAGCAGGUACAGCUCCACAACCACAACAAGAAGGAAAAAAAAAAGUUACAUUAGAGGAUCAAAUUGUUCAAACCAACCCUGUACUCGAAGCUUUCGGUAAUGCAAAAACUGUGCGAAACAAUAAUUCAUCUCGAUUUGGGAAAUUUAUACGAAUUCACUUCUCAAAGAAAGGAAAAGUUGCUUCUUGUGACAUCGAGCAUUAUAAGCCACUGAAGGAUUAUUAUUUCGUUGCACAAGCAGAAUUGACGAUCGAUGGUGUUAACGAUAAAGAAGAACAUCAACUUACGGAUGAAGCCUUCGAUAUUCUCCACUUUUCGGCAGAAGAGAAAUUAAAUUGCUAUAAAUUAAUAUCAGCAAUGAUGCAUAUGGGUAAUAUGAAAUUCAAGCAAAGACCUCGAGAAGAACAAGCUGAGCCAGACGGGACAGAUGAAGCUGAGAAAGCUUCUGAAAUGUAUGGCAUUAGUCAUGAAGACUUUCUGAAGGCUUUAACAAAACCUCGUGUAAAAGUUGGUAAUGAAUGGGUCCACAAGGGUCAAAAUAUUGAUCAAGUUACCUGGGCUGUAGGUGCUAUGGCCAAAGGUUUAUAUUCAAGAAUUUUCAAUUGGCUUGUAAAGAAGUGCAAUAUUACCCUCGAUCAGAAAGGCAUUCCUCGAGACUAUUUUAUAGGUGUUCUCGAUAUCGCAGGUUUCGAAAUAUUCGAUUUUAAUUCCUUUGAACAAUUAUGGAUCAAUUUUGUAAAUGAAAAACUUCAACAAUUUUUCAAUCAUCAUAUGUUCGUCUUAGAACAAGAAGAAUAUGCUCGAGAAGGUAUUCAGUGGACGUUUAUCGAUUUCGGCCUUGACUUACAAGCUUGUAUUGAACUUAUUGAAAAACCACUCGGAAUUAUUUCGAUGUUAGACGAAGAGUGUAUUGUGCCGAAAGCUACUGAUUUGACUUUAGCACAAAAACUCAAUGAUCAGCAUCUUGGUAAGCAUCCGAACUUCGAGAAACCUAAACCACCGAAAGGAAAACAAGGCGAAGCACAUUUUGCAAUGAGGCAUUAUGCUGGUACAGUACGAUACAAUGUAAUGAACUGGCUUGAGAAAAAUAAGGAUCCUCUAAACGAUACUGUUGUUACCGUAAUGAAGGCAUCGAAAAGCAACUUAUUGCUUAACGAAGUCUGGCAAGAUUAUACAACCCAAGAAGAAGCAGCUCAACAACAAAAAGAUGGUGGAAGUGGAAAGAAGAAGGGAAAAUCCGGUUCAUUCAUGACAGUAUCAAUGCUCUAUCGAGAAUCUCUCAACAAUUUAAUGAAUAUGCUCAAUAUGACCCAUCCUCAUUUCAUCCGUUGUAUCAUUCCAAACGAGAAGAAACAAUCAGGUCUCUUGGAUGCAGCGCUUGUAUUGAAUCAAUUAACUUGCAAUGGUGUGUUAGAAGGUAUUCGAAUUUGUCGCAAAGGUUUCCCAAAUAGAACGUUGCAUCCUGAUUUCAAACAUCGUUAUUCGGUGUUAGCCCCAGAGGAAUCGAAAAGUUCUUCUGAAGCAAGAAAAUGUUCAGAAGCUAUUCUCAAGAAAUUGGUUAAAGAUGGUGUAUUAACAGACGAAAAUUUCCGAAUGGGUGAAACCAAAGUAUUCUUCAAAGCAGGUGUGCUUGCACAUUUAGAAGAUGUACGCGAUGAGUGUCUAAAAGCCAUCAUGACCAAAUUUCAAGCAUAUGUUAGAUGGUAUUUGGGAUUGACAGAUCGUAAGCGUCGAAUUGAACAAAAAGCUGGCCUUUUAAUUCUGCAACGUAAUGUUCGUUCAUGGUGUUCACUUCGAUCAUGGCCAUGGUUCGUUUUAUAUACUAAGGUUCGACCCAUGCUCAAAGAAGGAAAAAUCGCCGAAGAAAUGGAGAAAUUAACUGAUAAACUUAAAGCCCUUGAAGAAAACUUGAUUAAAGAAGAAAAACUUCGCAAGGACUUGGACGAAAAUUCCAAGAAAAUGGAAGCAGAAAAAUCUGACCUUUUUGCACAACUUGAAAGCACAAAAGCUGCUCUUAUAGAAGCUGAAGCUCGUGUUCAAAAUUUAGAUUCAUCAAAAGCAGAAGCUGAUCGCUUGUUAGAGGAACUCAAUGAACGCCUUGCUGAUACUGAAGAUAAAAAUACUGAUUUAAUGCGAUCAAAAAAAAAAGCAGAAGGUGAAGUUGACGCGCUUAAGAAACAAAUCCAAGAUCUAGAAAUGAGCGUUCGUAAAGCUGAAUCCGAGAAACAAUCAAAGGACCAUCAAAUUCGUUCACUUCAAGACGAAAUGCAACAACAAGAAGAUACAGUCACAAAAUUGAAUAAAGAGAAACGAAAUCAAGAGGAAUUAAAUAAGAAAAUAAUACAAGAUUUACAAAGUGAAGAAGAUAAAUCAAAUCAUGUGAAUAAAAUUAAAAGUAAACUUGAACAAACUCUCGAGGAUUUUGAAGAUAAUUUAGAGAGAGAAAGGCGAGCAAAAGCUGACGCUGAAAAAGCUAAACGAAAAGUUGAAGGUGAAAUGAAAAUCGCGCAAGAAAAUAUUGAGGAAAUAACACGUCAACGACGUGACUUGGAAAAUAAUUUGAAACGAAAAGAAGCUGAAGUGAACACUUUAGGUAGUCGUCUUGAAGAUGAACAAUCGUUAAUUAGUAAACUACAGAGGCAAAUAAAAGAAGCGCAGAGUCGAGUGGCUGAAAUCGAAGAUGAACUAGAAAAUGAGCGUCAAUCUAAAGCGAAAACUGAUCGUGCUCGAUCUGAUCUUCAGCGCGAACUUGAAGAAUUCAAUGAACGUUUAGAAGAGCAAGGAGGUGCAACAGCAGCACAAAUUGAACUUAAUAAGAAACGAGAAGCCGAAUUGGCCAAGUUACGUCGUGAUAUUGAGGAGGCAAAUAUGAAUCAUGAAAGUCAACUAGGAGCGCUACGCAAGAAACAUAACGAUGCAGUAGCAGAAUUAACCGAUCAACUUGACCAAAUCCAGAAGCAAAAGCAAAAAAUGGAAAAAGAAAAAGCACAAACUGUACAUAAUACCGAAGACUUGGCAGCCCAAUUAGAUUCGGAAACAGCAGCAAAAAUCAGCAAUGAGAAAUUAUCAAAACAAUUAGAAGUUCAACUAGCAGAUUUGCAAGGUAAAGUUGAAGAGCAAAACAGGCAACUUCAAGAUUUUAAUUCUAUAAGAAAUAGAUCUUUAAAUGAAAAUAGCGAACUUAUUCGACAAUUAGAAGAUUUAGAAGAACAAAUAGCUGGAUUACAACGAGCUAAAACUCAAUUAUCUAGUCAACUAGAUGAAAUUCGACAAGCUGUUGAUGAGGAAAUUCGAGAACGCCAAAAUCUUUCUGCUCAAAGUAAAAAUAUUCAAAUGGAAGCUGAACAAGCACAGGCAAAUCUCGAAGAAGAAAUAGAGUCGAAAAAUGAAGCACUUCGGCAAUUAAGUAAAGCUAAUGCUGAAAUCCAGCAGUGGCAAUCACGCUUUGAACAAGAUGGUAUGUUACGUUCUGAUGAAAUUGAAGAGGCAAAACGUAAACAAGGUGUAAAAAUCACUGAAUUACAAGAAGCUCUUGAAGCAGCGAAUCAAAAAAUCAUAUCAUUAGAAAAAGCAAAAUCUCGACUUAUUGGAGACCUGGAUGAUGCGCAAAUUGAUGUCGAAAGAGCUAAUAAUUUGGCUAGUCAAUUAGAAAAAAAACAAAAAGGUUUCGACCUAGUGAGUGAUGAUCUCUCGGCGGAACUCGAUGCUGCUCAACGCGAAGUUCGUAAUUUAUCAACUGAACUCUUUAAAAUUAAAACAAAUCAAGAAGAGCAGAUAGAAACGGCUGAAGGACUUCGACGAGAAAACAAAGCGUUAAGCAGUGAAAUUAAAGAUCUUACUGAUCAACUUGGUGAAGGUGGUCGAUCUGCUCACGAAAUGCAAAAAAUUAUACGGCGUUUAGAGAUCGAAAAAGAAGAACUACAACAUGGCCUCGACGAAGCUGAAGGGGCGCUGGAAGCUGAAGAGAGCAAAGUAAUGCGAGCUCAGGUUGAAGUAUCACAAAUUCGAUCAGAAAUCGAAAAAAGAAUUCAAGAAAAAGAAGAAGAAUUUGAGAAUACUCGAAGAAAUCAUCAACGAGCACUCGAAUCGAUGCAAGCGUCAUUAGAAGCGGAAUCAAAAAGUAAGAAUGAACUUUUACGAGUAAAAAAGAAGCUCGAAUCAGAUAUCAAUGAACUCGAAAUAGCUCUCGAUCAUGCAAAUAAAGCUAACGCUGAUGCACAGAAGAAUCUUAAACGAUGCAUGGAACAAGUUCGCGAAAUUCAACUUCAACGACAACGAGAUGAGAUGAAGGAGCAAUAUUUUAAUGCUGAAAAACGAGUAAAUCUGUUACAAUCUGAGAAAGAGGAAUUAUCUGCAUCCCUUGAACAAGUUGAAAGGCAACGAAAACAAGGUGAAUUUGACGCAGCAGAAAUGCGUGAUCAGAGUAAUGAACUCAAUUUACAAGUUAGCAAUCUGAAUGCAAACAAGCGAAAAAUUGAAGGCGAACUUCAGGCGAUUCAUGCGGAUAUGGAUGAGACACUGAACGAAUAUCGAUCUUCUGAAGAACGAAGCAAGAGAGCCAUGGCUGAUGCAGCAAGAUUAGCUGAAGAACUGAGACAAGAACAAGAACAUGCGAUGCACGUCGACCGAUUAUGUAAAGGUCUAGAUAUUCAAAUCAAAGAAAUGCAGGUUCGAGUUGAUGAGGCGGAACAAGCAGCUUUAAAAGGUGGCAAAAAAGUAAUUGCAAAACUUGAACAACGAAUUCAUGAUCUUGAAGCGGAACUUGACAACGAGCAACGCCAUUAUCAAGAAGCAAACAAAAAUGUCGUUAAGCAGGAACGACGCGUAAGAGAAUUACAAUUCCAAGUCGAAGAGGAUAAAAAAAAUUUCCAACGUAUGCAAGACUUAGUGGAAAAAUUCCAAGGAAAAUUGAAAACACAAAAGAAACAACUCGAAGAAGCUGAAGAACUUGCCAACCUUAAUUUACAAAAAUAUCGCCAAAUUCAACACCAACUUGAAGAUGCGGAAGAACGAGCUGAUACAGCUGAAAAUUCCGUUUCAAAAAUGCGUUCAAUGACUCGCACAUCACUUUCGUUGGCACCAAGUGGUGGCGUUCAAACGUCAAGAUCCGCUACCGUGAUGAGAUCCGGAUCACGCGUACCACGAUCCGGUUCAGCCUUUCCCGACUAUUAG
Molecule: messenger RNA, 5739 nt
Organism: Dracunculus medinensis (Guinea worm)
Lineage: Eukaryota; Metazoa; Nematoda; Chromadorea; Rhabditida; Dracunculidae
Source: the annotation of a GenBank genome assembly